CGAGCCAUGCGCGUAAUAAUACGAAAACCAGUGUAAAUAAAAAUGGAAACCACGGAAAAAUUUCCGGUCAUUAUUCCACGCCGUGAUUGUGUUUAUUUCAAUCACUCCACUUAUGCGGUUUGUGUUUAAAACUGAAUAUUGUGUGACGCAAGUGGAUGUUCUCCUGCCACUCAGAGACAACAUAAAUUUACAGGCAAAGCAUAUUCCUAUGUUUGAUCUUACAAUGGAGUAUAACUUAUUACUUAGUGCCAUGAUGUCCAUAAUUCAGCUUUCAACAGCAAUUGUAAACUGUCGACAUCAUAACAAUGUAAAAACGUUUGCAGUGUUGGUGUUCAUGUGUUUAACAACGGUAUCCGCAAAAGCAGGGCCCAAAAGGACUCGGAAUGGCGAUUAUGAUCUCUGCCACAACGGUGCCAUUUCACCGCGAGAUCCGUUCUUUCUUUUGGGGUCCCCUAUUGUUCUUAAUUGCACGAGUAACUGGCCGUCGUCUAACCUCACAUUUCUCUAUGGAACCAACAGCACCGAAGUGGAUUCCCAGUACAUAAGCAUUGUGAACGAUACGACAAUCACGAUGAAGCUCCCUCCAGUUACCAAUGACACGAUACGCGAGUAUAAGGCAUCCAUGUCAUAUCGCUGUGUAGAUAAGCAAAUCCCCGACAAGAUCACUUGCAUAAGCAACACACAUGUGAAAGUAGAUUGUAACUUGUGUCCAAACACCUCAUGUGAUCAGCUUUUAGAUUAUCCUGUGGCUCCAAUCGAUUUCCGUUGUCGAAUACUGGGAUUUGAUACAAUGAACUGUUCAUGGGACCUGGCAGUGAAAUAUACACAUAAUAUUAGUGUGAAAUGCAAGUACAGAGCGUCAAAUUCAAAGUCUUCUUUAGCCUUUGUAAGUGACAUUUUCAGUGACAUAGGUGACUUUGAAAAAUGCCCUGAAAAGAGGCCAAACGGGUGUUUUUGGAAUGUGACGAGCUUUACCGACGCUGAAGUUUUUUACAUAGCUCUCUCUGUCACCAACAAGCAUUUGAAUGUAACUGUGCACGCUGGCAAUGAUACAUGUGAUACAACGCCAUGUUACAUUAUCAGGAAAUAUGAUAUCGCUGAACCUUUUCCCGUUACAAUUCACGACCUUGGAUUUGAUCAUUGUUGGACUAAUGGCACUCGCUGCGGGAGGUUGCAGUGGUGGAAGCCGUCCAAUUUUUCCACACACAAUCUUGCCUUUAAUAUCACCAGCACCUCUGAUUGUGACUCUCCCAAGACUUAUGAGACGAACUUUGUGAAAAAAUACGAAGAUCCACCACAACUGAAGUCCCUUGAACUUCCUGAUCUGAAUCCCUUCACACAGUACAACAUCUGUGUGAAGGCCCGCUACUUGGAAAACAAUGUUCAGAAAGGCUAUUGGAGUGAACCGCGUUGCAUUUCGAAAUUAACCCCGCCUGCAGUUCCAGACGUAAGUCCAGAUGAAUCAAGCUUGCUGUAUGAAAUCCAGAACACUGAAAAUGUUGUAAUCUACUGGAAGCCUCUGACAUCAUGUGAAAUCCACUCACAGCAAAACGAUACUUUCUACAAAAUUUCGUUUGGCGGUCAAUAUUUGAUAGAGAGUUGGAGUUCCGAGCACUUCAGGAGGAACAUUCAUAUAUCUGCCAAUGAAAGCACCAUAGUUACCAUUGAGACUGGUAACAGUGUUGGCAGAUCUAAAAAAGCAGCCAUUUUGAAAAUUCCACAGGAAUCGGAAAGGCCAAAGCCUUCCAAACUUAUCAUUCAGUAUGGCCUUUUCACUCCCAACAUUACGAACGUGUCUGCUACAAUCUAUCCACACGAGGGGAUGACUGGAAAUGUCUCCCACAGACUUGUUGUUUGUAUUGGGAGUGACAGUUGUAAGCAAUCACUUGAGAUAGUGGAUAUGCCAUAUGGUGUGAUAAAGUAUGAAUUUCCAUGUAAACAUUUCUACGGCAACUACAGAUAUGGACUGGUCACGCGGUCACUUGACCUGGACAAUGGUCAAUGGCUGGACACGGGCAUAGACUGGGUUAGGUGCAAGUACCAACUUGGAAAAGUGCCAGACAAAGUACAGCAUGCGAAUGUGUCAGAGUCUGUACACGGCUCGUUGAUGGUCCAUUGGAAGUUGCAGGAUUGUCUCCAUGGCAAUGUGGCGUAUGUCCCGGGAUACACAGUGAAGUCCUGCACAGGGCACAUUGACUGCAAAUGUCAGAACUUCAAAGAGACAAAUGUCUCAGCUGAUAUCUCCCAUUGGACCCUUCAAGAUCUGGAGGAGAAUAUGCCUGUGUGUGUCUGGGUGUGGGCACAGGGUCUUGCAGGGCCUGGUCCCGAAACCUUGGUGACACCUAAUGCUUAUGUCAUGCAGCAGAGUUCAAAAGAUGCUUCUAUUAUUGCUGGCAGUGUGGCUGCUGGUUUUAUACCUGCAAUUAUAGUAGCAUUUGUAAUGUAUAAGUGUCAAGUAUUAACCAAAGUUAAAGAGUGGUAUAGGAACAAAAAGAAAAUUGAUAUUGACCAGAUAAUAAUCAACAAUCAUCAGGAAUUAAGUCCGUUAAACAACUCUGAUGAAACCAAUGGCUCUGGUAGUAGCUACCCAUUAAAUGGUUACCAGCGAACAGACCAAAUGUCAGGUUUUACAGACACUGACGGAUUUAAUGGAGAUUCGGCAAAUCAGAUGGAGUCGCGAUGUACCGAAACAACAGGUCUCUUGUCUACAGGACGGAGCAGCGAAAACGUCCCAAUGGAGCCCAUUCAAGACUUUAUGGAAAUGGUUCACGAAUCUCGUGAUAAAAUUCAUGAAGUUAUUGAAGUUGCAGAGGAAGACAGUAGAGAGGAAGAGAAAAAAUGUUUAAAUUCUGAGAACAUUAUUCAAAUUGAAAAUGAACAUUCUUCAUUGACUGAUAUUUUCAGUAAAUUGGACAUUCAAAGUGAGAACCCUUCCCUUGAGACAGAUUUUAAAGACCCCCCUUCCAGUUACCGUGAUGAUUCUCCUUUGACAAUUAAGCAGACUGAGCAAUUCAGUGGCUCCAACUCUUUUCAUGCCGUUGGUUACAAGGAUGUGAGGCGGAUGAGUUUAUCAAACUUUGAAGAGGUCAUUGACCUUGAUUCAGAUAGUGCGAUCGGUUACCAAAAGACAUUUUCAGAUAGUGAUCUGGAUAGCUGUUCUACCUCUUCUGAGCCCAUUGUUGGGGAUGACCAGCAAGACACUUAUCCAAUAUCAAAUAUGGUCAGAAAAGAUUUCUUUUCUGAUAAGAUAGAGGAAGAUGGUUGCAAAUCGGAUUGUUCCACAGAUAAAUCUCAUGUUUCUACUGUUGAAAGUCCCUCACACAGUGCACCAAGCUACAUGCAAGCUGGUUUAAACAAAGACUUCAAUAGCACUAACACACAAUUGCUGGGCAAAAUGUCUGAAAAACAUGACAUUAAUUUAAAUGACAAGUCUCACAUGAUAAAUGGGCAGGUAAGUCCCUGUGAAGAAAGUCUGUUCUAACUGUGAUAAUUGUUUUUUAUAAAUAUUUUAUCAUAGCUUUUUUAUGCACCCAGCAUUUUUAUGUGAAAUUGUGAUGGAACAUUUUUGCCAGUCAAAUGGGCAAUCAAGCACUGAUCAGGGGCAUGUUUGUUUACGCAUGUUUGUUUGUUCUUGUUGCUGAUAAUUGUUUCAAUAUAUACUUGUUUCUGUUACUGGUCAUGAUUGUAUGGAUAAGAAUCUUUUGUAUGAAAAUAAUUUUAGAUCAAGUUUUAUCUUAUUGCCCUGUAUACCAAAGAUCUAUCAAUAAAAAUGCAUGUUUAUUGACAGAUCUUUGUUUACACUUAAUACCGAGAUACAUAAUAAGUACACAAACAUUGGUUUCCUUUAUCAUGGUCCUUAUUUAUGUAUGUAACCAAGACGAUGUUUGUAUUUUUGAAUGCAAAGGGUUUAGGUUUUAACACAGCAAAGAAUGCAGCAGACACAAUUUGUUGUGAUUGAAUAAGUGUAUUAGGUUUUUAAUUGAAAUAUAAAAUGCUUUAUUUAAAGAAACCUUUCUGAUUGAUUUAUUGAAUGCUAUCGAUUUUGUUUACACAAUGUCACAUGCUUGUUGGAGUCCUCCACAUAUUCUUGUUAUUUUUUUAAUGUGAAAGAUUUUUUCAUCAUACCUACAAAACCUGUUACUGCCUACCUACUACCACUGCUGAUGCUGCUAAUAACUUUGUCAUCACACAACUACAUCUUCAUGCCUGUCCUAACAAUGCUCAUCUUGUUUACAUAGCUAAUCAGUCGAUGGACUGGGUUUGGGGAUCUAUUUCUAUGACCUAUCGUCCAUAAUUGAAAGUUUUAGAAGCUGUUUCAAUUGGUGUUGUUCAGUGUCCUGUUUUACUAUUUACACUGAUGACAGAUGUAGAUUAGAAAUGGUUAUUUUCUUUCCAAAACCCACCAAUACUAAAACUUGGUGUUAAGCACAGAUUUAAGUAUUUGCUAAUGGUUACUGGAUACGGCAUUGACCUAAAGUGAUCAUAACUGUUGCUCAUCAUUGGAGGCUUCAUUCUCAUAAGCACUGGUUCUACCCUCAAAAUGGACUCAAAAGAGUACCAAUAAACCUCCUUAUGACUCAUUCAAGUUUGCAUUGAAGUUUCAAAAUUUCUUUAUUGGUUUGUAGUGUUUACAUACUUAAUAUUAUGUGCCAUUGUUUUCAAUUUGUUAGUGUUUUUGUAUUUCUGUUGUGGUAGAAUUUAAUUGUCAACAUACAAAAGGAAUCUAUGAUAAACAAAUAGAGUGUGGUAGAUAUACCGGUAAUUGUGUUUUUUUUAUUAAAUGCUGCAGACUAAAUUAUGUUUUAUCACUGGUAAAUAUAAAGGAUUGAAGUCAAACUUCAACUGUUAUAACAUGUACGUGAAUUGCCAUUACAUUUCUGUGUUGUUUCUUGAAAUAAUGGCUUAGUAUUUUCCCCUGUACUAUGUCAAAUUUAAUUUAUGUGAAUGACAUUGUAAUAAAAUUUCGGACAUGAUCUCUUUGUGUGGUGUUGUAAAACUUAAAAUGUUUUCAUUGUUGUACUUUACUACACUGCUUUAAAAAAUGAUCUGUAUUAUAAUAACUGUUUGGAAGAAGAUAUGUACAAAGUUAAUACAGCUAUGAUUUGCAUGUGAUGCAAACAAAUGCCAUCAUUUAUGUUUUGUGCCAUAUAUUUUUGAAAGUGCAUACUCAUUUCAUAAUGUUUCCAUCAACUUACAUAUUUUUUUAUUCCGAUAAUAAUCACUGUUUGUUGCUGUUUUGUCACUGUUAGAUCUAUUUUCAUCUACUGGCAUAGGACUAUCAUUUGUACAAUCAUCGUUGAGGCUCUGCAUCUGUUUGAUUUAUACGAGCUGUACAGAAAAAUGUGUUUGUCUGACACUAAUGGUCCUUAUUCUUAUGAUGCCAUGCUCAUGUUUUUCCUUUACUUGUGCAUUCCACAUUUUUCAAACAAACCAAACUCAUCAUAUUUUCAAUUUGCUGCUAUACUAGUAUGUGUUGUACAAAUGCUUCGAAUAUAUCUUAUUUACAUUUUUUAAAUAUUUUUAUUACAUUAUUUAUUAUACAUUAUUCAUUAAACAUUGUCAUAUCUGUAGUACUGAAUUUAGACAAAACAUUAAACUUAGAAUUGA
Messenger RNA from Dreissena polymorpha, 5607 nucleotides. RefSeq lists its product as uncharacterized. The transcript is spliced from 19 exons. The coding region runs from base 113 to 3481 and encodes 1122 amino acids. The record is from RefSeq and is a predicted model, not a curated record. Lineage: Eukaryota; Metazoa; Mollusca; Bivalvia; Myida; Dreissenidae. Gene Ontology annotation, molecular function: protein binding.